AUGCCUCCUGAAGUCGCCCCUAGACGUCGAAGACCUCCCCCCAUCCCAGCCCAACUUCUAGUAAGAGUGACAAAUCCGCGGCUUCGUCAGAUAUUACAAGUUAGCGUUAUGUUUUUUGCGCCUACAGAUCAUAAUUCUGUCUCUGGGCCCUGGCAAGUUCAUCACGUGCCUCCCCCACCAGAAGACCAUGUGUAUCUCUUCACCGCAGUUCUCGAUCUUUUAGAUGAAGAUGGGUACGAAGAAACGUGGGCUGAAUAUUUUAUUGGUGAACCUGCAUCUUCUCAUCCCCAUAUAAACUUAAGGCAUGCCAGCGGCAGAGAUUUGAAUUUGGUCAUCACGGUUCCAGGGACCUACAGGUUGACUGUUUCCGUCACAUUGGACACAACUGUUCCCAAUUUCAGCAACGGCGACAUGACUGGUGAAUUUAUAUUUCAUGUGGGAGCACCUUUGAAUCGGGAUUCCUCAGAGGCGGUGGCCCACAUAGGCUUUCAUACAUCUCAAUGUUCACCAUGA
Messenger RNA from Talaromyces proteolyticus, 513 nucleotides. RefSeq lists its product as uncharacterized. Lineage: Eukaryota; Fungi; Ascomycota; Eurotiomycetes; Eurotiales; Trichocomaceae. Bases 1 to 513 code for a protein of 170 amino acids. The record is from RefSeq and is a predicted model, not a curated record. The transcript has a single exon.